GAUUCUCACUAAUGUUUUGAAUUUAUAGCCUUGAGCAAAUGUGCUGUGUUACUAGUCAGUUUUUUUGUUUUUUCUCUAUUUAUGACCGUCAAUAGUCUAACUGUCAAUUCCACAUCAUUCUGCUCAAAUUUCCGUGCAUUAAAAUCAAAUUAUGAAAGAAUUAUGGCAUGUAUUAAAGAACAAAUGGUUGUCGUACCGUUAUCGGUUUGUUCCGUGGGUUGCACUCAACUUCAAAGACAAAAGCCAUCGCUCAGUGAGCAGAGGAGAUGACAAGAUAACUCCUGACGAUGUUAUUGUUAACACUCUGCUACAUUUUUCCACGUCUUUGCACAAACAUUUUGUAGAUGGAAACAAAAAUCCAAUUGAAGCAUUAAAGGUCAUGGAAAGAGUGUUGGGCUACACCAUUCAGCUAAGAAAGAGUAAUAUUCCUGAAGCUGGCACUGGAGUUUUCGUAUCAAAAGGAACGGUAACUGCAGGUUCCAUUGUAGCUUUGUAUCCAGGGACUGUAUACCGAGUUAUGGAACCGUUGCUACUUCAGUCGAUUGUAAAUCCAUUCAUUUUCCGCUGUAUUGACGGCUUACACAUAGACGGAAAAGAUAGAGGAAUUUCACGCAAAAUUUUCAAGUCUUGUGUCUACCGUGAUUUGCGUUGGCCAUUCUUCCCUGCCGAUUUAACCUGGUUGACAGGGGACUUGAUUAAUCCUCUCAAUUGUGGUCAAUACGUUAACAAUGAGACACCAGAGUAUCCAUGCAAUGUCGCCUACCAAGAAUGCGAUCUUCCAAUAGACAGGUUUCCUAUUGAAUUGAGAUGUUACCUCCCAAAUAUUUAUUACAGCUCUUCAGAGGGAAAUCAAACGAAAUUCCUACGCGUAGUAGCUCUUGUUGCUGUCAAAGACAUAGGAAUUGAUACAGAACUUUUCUCAACUUACUACACUGUCGUGCACGCUUAGAUUCGUCAAUUAAAGAAGAGUAAAUACAUGCGAUUGAAGAAA
This is a messenger RNA of Daphnia pulex (common water flea), 991 nucleotides long. Its product is annotated as SET domain-containing protein 9-like. The transcript has 6 exons. Gene Ontology annotation, molecular function: protein binding. Bases 152 to 949 code for a protein of 265 amino acids. The record is from RefSeq and is a predicted model, not a curated record. Lineage: Eukaryota; Metazoa; Arthropoda; Branchiopoda; Diplostraca; Daphniidae.